CAGCCACAACUACCCCUUCCCUCUUAUCUAUAUAACAACUCCUCUCCUCCACUACCUCUCAUCUCACAACUACCCACAUCCUAUUUACCUUCCUUCUUCCUGAAAUCCAAUACCCACGUCCCCAGUUACCUUCCUUCUUCCUGUAAUCUAAUACCCACGUCAAAAAUUUUAGAAAACGGACCUUGCCCUCCGGAAAUUUUCGUCGAAGGCCUUGUUUGUUUCUCUAUUUGAAAGGGACCCGAGUGUAUGGUGUUUUGGAGUUAAAAGGGUGGAGUUUUGUUUUUGAAAGAGAGGAGUUCUUGGGGUAAUACCCAGGGUAGACAAGUUGUAGACAUCACGGCUAUACACAGAGUAACUCGGCCUCUAAUACAUGUCCGGGCUGUACGACGCAAGGGUUGUGUGAACGAGAGCAACCCUUCGCCGCACGGUGGACGUGGUGCUUUGCCUUCUGAAGGCGGCAGCCCUUCCGAUCUCCUCUUUCUUGCUGGUGGUGGUUCCCUCCUUUCCUUUGUCUAUUAGUUUUAGGAUAUAUUUAUAUAAGAUUAAGUUGUAGGCCGUAAGCAAGAUAAGAGUAUUUUAGAGCUUUUACAUCUCGAUUCAGCAAGUUUAUUGGGAUUUAAUUGUUUUGGGAAUUGUAAGCCAAGAUGAGUGAUAAUUUGAUGUUAAGGAUCAAGAGGGUUCCUACUGUUGUGUCAAAUUUCCAGAAAGAGGAGGCGGAAGAGGGUGCUCGCCGGAGUGAGGGCUGUGGCCGCAAUUGCCUUCGGAAAUGUUGCAUUCAAGGGGCAAAGCUCCCUUUGUACGCUUUCAAGAAACUGAACAAGAUUGUUUGCGAGAAGGAGGUGCGUGGACAAGAGAACAACGAGCCUCCCGUUGCAUUCCUUGAGUCUCUUCUCCUUGGGGAGUGGGAGGACCGUGUGCAGAGAGGGCUAUUUCGCUAUGAUGUCACUGCUUGUGAAACCAAGGUGAUUCCGGGCCAGUAUGGUUUCAUUGCCCAGCUGAAUGAGGGCCGGCAUUUGAAGAAGAGGCCAACUGAAUUCCGUGUUGACAAAGUUCUUCAGCCCUUUGAUGGGAACAAAUUCAACUUCACUAAAGUUGGCCAAGAAGAGGUUCUUUUCCAGUUUGAAUCAAGUGAAGAUGGUGAUGUUCAGUUCUUCCCAAGUGCCCCCAUUGAUGUUGAUAAUUCUCCAAGUGUGGUUGCCAUUAAUGUUAGCCCUAUUGAGUAUGGGCAUGUGUUGUUGAUCCCACGUAUUCUGGAGUGUUUGCCUCAGAGGAUUGACCGUGAAAGCUUCUUGCUUGCUCUUCACAUGGCAGCUGAAGCUGGGAAUCCGUACUUCCGAUUAGGUUACAACAGCUUGGGUGCAUUUGCUACCAUCAACCACCUUCACUUCCAGGCUUACUACUUGGCCGUGCAAUUUCCCAUUGAGAAAGCACCCACUAAGAAUAUAACCACUUUGGACAGUGGAGUGAAAAUCUAUGAGCUAGUGAAUUACCCUGUCAGAGGCCUUCUAUUUGAGGGAGGCAAUACUCUGCAAGAUUUGUCAAACACCGUCUCGGAUGCUUGCAUUUGUCUUCAAGAUAACAACAUACCUUACAAUGUGCUCAUAUCUGAUUGUGGAAAGCGCAUCUUUCUUUUGCCACAGUGUUAUGCUGAGAAACAAGCUCUUGGGGAAGUGAGUCCUGAACUUCUUGACACCCAAGUGAACCCAGCAGUGUGGGAAAUCAGUGGCCAUAUGGUGUUAAAGAGGAAAAAGGACUAUGAGGAGGCAUCUGAGGAGAAUGCAUGGAGGCUGCUUGCUGAGGUUUCUCUAUCUGAAGCAAGAUUUGAGGAAGUGAAUGCUCUCAUCUUUGAAGCCAUUUCCUGCAGCAAUGGUACUGAGAAUGAUGGUCAGGACCUGCUUGAGGAUCCAAAUGACAACAAAUCUCUUGAGGAAGUGGAUGCUGCAAUCAACAAGGGCUCUCACUGUGCCAUGGUGAGUGGAACUCAUGAAUGCCUAGUUCAGCAGUAAAGAUUUGGCUCUGAUGAGCAGAGCAGCUAUGUUGCUUAAAGUGUGUUUGAUGUGAUAUAUGAAGUAAUGAAUAUUAUCAGUACUCGAGUGAAUUCUGGCAGUAGCCUAAAUAAGCACAAACUAGGUUUGUAUUUACAGCCUAGGUUUGCCGUCAUGUCGUACCAAAUCCAUGUUUGUGUAUUCAGCACUGUCUUCUGCUGUGUAUUCAGCAAUGUCUGUUUGUAUAAAACUAUGUUGGAUUGUAUAAUAUGAUAUGGAACAGCUUAUGUAAACAAUGGUUGUUUGUUGGUUCA
Messenger RNA from Manihot esculenta (cassava), 2299 nucleotides. RefSeq names its product GDP-L-galactose phosphorylase 2. The transcript is spliced from 7 exons. The record is from RefSeq and is a predicted model, not a curated record. Gene Ontology annotation, cellular component: cytoplasm. Gene Ontology annotation, biological process: glucose metabolic process. Bases 645 to 2006 code for a protein of 453 amino acids. Gene Ontology annotation, molecular function: GDP-D-glucose phosphorylase activity. NCBI's taxonomy places the organism in Eukaryota, Viridiplantae, Streptophyta, Magnoliopsida, Malpighiales, Euphorbiaceae.